This is a messenger RNA of Entelurus aequoreus (snake pipefish), 2262 nucleotides long. RefSeq names its product neurturin-like. The transcript is spliced from 3 exons. Gene Ontology annotation, molecular function: glial cell-derived neurotrophic factor receptor binding; receptor tyrosine kinase binding; growth factor activity. NCBI's taxonomy places the organism in Eukaryota, Metazoa, Chordata, Actinopteri, Syngnathiformes, Syngnathidae. The coding region runs from base 361 to 1068 and encodes 235 amino acids. The record is from RefSeq and is a predicted model, not a curated record.
GGGUGUCAGGCGGACAAGCUCUCCCUCUUUCGCUCGCCCUCGCCUCAUCUUCUCUGAGAGGAGCCGCGAGAACAUCUUGACAGCGACGGCCGCUUUCCCGACCCUCAAACUUUCCCCCGAUGGAUCCGCUGGCUGCAGGCAGGAAUGUUGACUCUGAGCCUCCCCGGGAGGAGGAAGGAGCCCGUGUGGUCAACGACGAGAAGGUGUGAGGACCCCAAUCAAGCCAGGAUGCGCGUCUUCUCGGGAACGGUGACGGUCGCCAUGGUCUUGCCUCGCCGGGGUCAGCAGAAGACAAACGCCACACAGCUAAAGCAGGAUUAGCCGUCCCGAACGAGUUUCAAUGCUCUUCCACGUUCUAAGAUGAAGUUAUGGAAAAGUGCUACUUUUGCCUUUGUGCUCUGUGGCGCCGCCCUGUCUGUCGUCCUCAUUAAAAACAUGGCCACCGUCGUGGGACCGCCUAAAGCCAAGACCAAACACACCUCAUCCUCCUCUUCAUCAUCAUCACCAUCAUCAUCCUCCUCGUGGUACCCGUCCACCUCACCGUCAGAAACCUCAUCGCCAUCAUCUCCGCCCGGCUGGAGUGUCGGCCUCCAUCGGCGGCCGCGCUCGGCAGACAUGAGCGCUCUCCUCUCCGAGUUGUCCAUGAUGUUCCAGAGCUUCACGGAAGGUGAACUUCAGCACAUGGUUGGGACCCUGAUGGACAGGAAGCAGUGGAAGAACCGGAGCCAAAGCCAGACCAGAAGGACUAAAAGAGCCCGGCGGGCCAAGCCCUGCUCCCUGAGAGAACUGGAGCUGACAGUCAGCGAGCUGGGCCUGGGCUACGACAGCGACGAGACGGUGGUGCUGCGCUACUGCAGCGGCAAGUGCACGGCGCAGCGGCGCAACUACGACAUCACCAUGGAGCACAUGAUGCGGACUGGCUUCAAGAAGAGGGGCCGCAAGGACAAGGUCGGCAACGGACCGUGCUGCCGGCCCACGGCUUUCGAGAAGGACUUUUCCUUCCUGGACAACCGGAGCCGCUACCACAGCAUACAGAACAUCUCGGCCAAGCACUGCGGCUGCGUAUGACCCGCGGAGGCGACGCGCUUCCUGGGUACACCUUGUACCGAGGAAAAAACUCCAGAUCAGGUUUAUGUUGGACCCGGACCGACUCCACGUGGGAAUGAAUCAGAAGGAUUUCCAGGCAGAGAGUGACUGUUCUUUUUCUAUCUGUGUAGUAACACUGUAAACACAGCAAUGUAGCAACAUGGCGUGUUCUUCUGGGUCACGUGACCGCGUGACUAAGACCUGGUGAGUCAUGGCCGCCCGGCUCAGGACUAAACUUCACCGUUUCACAUCUCAACCCAAACAUAUUUCAACGUUCUUCCGACUGGAACGCGGUAGACGCAGCAAAUUCAGACAACACGCCAAUCCUAUUACUUUUGUAACUGUACUAAUCACUACUUUCCCCCGGGCUUAUUAUUCUUUACCACACCAAGAAUCUUAGUGAUUUUUACGGCUAUUUAUCGGACACGAGGGUCUUCCUUUUCGGCACUUUAAAGUUAAAGUUAAAAUAUCAAUGAUUGUCACACACACAAUAGGUGUGGUGAAAUUACCCUCUGUAUUUGACCCAUCCCCUUGUUCCACCCCCUGGGAGGUGAGGGGAGCAGUGAGCAGCAGCGGUGGCCGCGCCCGGGAAUCAUUUUUGGUGAUUCAACCCCCAAUUCCAACCCUUGAUGCUGAAUGCCAAGCAGGGAGGUAAUGGCUCCCAUUUUUGUUGGGAAAACAAUUGCUAAGUCCUAACUUAAAUGUUGGCGUUGAGCUAGACAGGUAGUCUCUUCUCCAGGAUAGGGCUAUCACUUUUGUGAUCCCAUUUUUUAUAGUUUUUGGUAUGAUUCGGCCGGGGUUUGAACUCACCACCUACCGAUCUCAGGGCGGACACUCUAACUACAAAAGGAGACGUUCGCGUGUAAGUCAAUCAAUCAAUCAAUGUUUAUUUAUAUAGCCCUAAAUCACAAGUGUCUCAAAGGGCUGUACAAGCCACAACGACAUCCUCGGUACAGAGCCCACAUACGGGCAAGUGUCUGGAAAACAACUGCUUUAAGUCAUAACUUAAAUGUUGGCGUUGAGCUAGACAGGUAGUCUCUUCUCAAGGAUAGGGCUAUCACUUUUGUGAUCCCAUUUUUUUAUAGUUUUUGGUAUGACUCGGCCGGGGUUUGAACUCACCACCUACCGAUCUCAGGGCGGACACCCUAACUACAAAAGGAGACGUUUGCGUGUAAG